Scheffersomyces amazonensis is the source of this 2256-nucleotide messenger RNA. It is a transcript of the gene SAC7, whose product is annotated as Sac7p. NCBI's taxonomy places the organism in Eukaryota, Fungi, Ascomycota, Pichiomycetes, Serinales, Debaryomycetaceae. Gene Ontology annotation, molecular function: GTPase activator activity. The coding region runs from base 340 to 2214 and encodes 624 amino acids. Gene Ontology annotation, cellular component: cell cortex. The record is from RefSeq and is a predicted model, not a curated record. The transcript has a single exon. Gene Ontology annotation, biological process: regulation of fungal-type cell wall organization; activation of GTPase activity; signal transduction.
UGAGAAAAAAAAAGACGUGUUGACGAUCACCAAAUUCGAUUUUGUAAAAAUUUCAACGUACAAGCUGGAGUCCACUAAUAUAUCCAAUCAGGACCAUUCGAACCCAGCCCAGCCAAGCCCAGUCUAGUGCAUACAUUACUGAGUAAUACUGUGCCACUAUAUGAGUCAAUAUUAAUUUGAAUCCCAAUAUCUACUUUUGUUAAUUUCCCAUCCAUUGCCUAAUACGUGUAAUAGGAUAUUUUUUCCUGUCUACCUUCCCCAUUAUUUAUAUUGUAUUAUAUAACUACCUACCUUUGUACUUUAUAGUUGUAUCAUAACUUAUUAUACCAUUAUAUCAUUAUGAGCCAUUCACUGUCUCCUACAAGAUCAGGCUCAAUACUAGGUUGGGUGAAAAAUCUAAAGAAAGGUAAUCUUACUUCCAGUGAUAGCGUCGACGAAGUCACGAGUGAUCCCGAUCAGAAAGACAAAGAUCAUCAUCAUCUUAAUUUACUGUCCCACCAUCACCAUCAUCAUCACCAUCAUGGCCAAAACCAACAACCGUUACAAGCUUCAACCAGUCUUGGUCACUCCGAUUCUUCCACUAGAUCACCUUCAAAAUCCAUAUCUGCAAAUCUAUUAAUUCCCCAACUAUCUCAGCUGCAAUCUUCUGUUCAAUCACAAUCACAAUCACAAUCACAACAACAAAUACAACCGUCACCUCCAAGCCAAGACUUCUUACGUCCAAUAUUACAUCACAAGUCAAGAUCCACCAAUAACGUUAAUAGAGUAAGGUCGAAUUCUUUGAAUCAAUCUGAAAAAUCGUCCAGUUUAAGACAACAUCGUGAUUCUUUCUUACAGCAGAAUCCUCUAGUUGAUGAAAAUAGUAAAUAUUUUGGUGUUCCAUUAGAAGUGGCAAAUAGUAUUGCUUCUACAAGUGUAUUAAAUGAUUCUGAUUAUGGUCAAAUUCCUCGUGUCGUAGCUAAGUGUGGAGUGUUCUUAAAGAAAAAUGGUUUAGGAGUUGAAGGGAUUUUUAGAGUAGGUGGUUCAUCAAAAAGAGUUAAAGAAUUACAAUUGAUUUUUAAUUGUCCACCUGAUUUUGGGAAAAAUUUAAAUUGGGAUGGUUAUACUGUUCAUGAUGCAGCUUCAAUUUUUAGAAGAUAUUUAAAUGCCUUACCUGAACCAAUUAUACCUCUCGAUAUGUAUGAAUCAUUCCGUGAUCCAUUAAGAAAACGUCAAAGAAUAAGUAAUUAUUUUAAACAUUUGGCUCAAAAGCCAAAUAAAUCAUCAGCAAUUUCUUCAGAACCAUCAACAAAUCAAAGUAUCAAUGAAAUAUCUGGAUCUCAUCCUCUAACAGAAGUCAAUAUUGGUAAAUUAAAUAAUCACAAUACCCAAGAAAUAACACAACCACCUCAAAUAAAUCAACAUGAUAAUAAUUCAUCAUCAAAUUCACCUUCAGGUAUCUCCCAAGCAAAAUUUGAUAAUGAAAAGAAUAUAGAUUCCGACAAUAAUUUAGGAGCUGGUGGUGAAGUUCUUGAGAAAAAGACUAAACAAAGAAGAAAAUAUGAAAAAGUGAAAAAUGAUGUUCUUUUAGCUAUUGAAGAUUAUAACCAACUUAUUUCAGAAUUACCUCCAGCUUCAAAACAAUUGUUAUUAUAUAUCCUAGAUUUAUUAUCCAUGGUUCGUCUUGAAGUAGAUGUGAAUCUCAUGUCGUCAAGGAAUUUAGCUGCAAUUUUUCAACCUUCAAUACUAUCUCAUCCAGAUCACGAUAUGGAUCCCGAUGAAUAUGCUUUAUCCCAAACUGUAGUUGAAUUUUUAAUUCAAUAUUUCCAUUAUUUUUUACCAGAUUCUUCAUUUAGUUUGGAUUCUGAUGUUAAUAAGUUAAUAUCUAAUGGUAAUUCAAAACCAUCAUCUGAACAAAAUAAUGAAACAACCUCCACUAUAACUGCUACUUCAGGUGUUGAAGGUAGUAGUCAAGUAACAAAUGUGGCAGUGAAUUCUAAAUCUGGAGAUAAGCCGAAAUCAAAGUUAAAGUCUCAGUCCAGUUUUAAAAGACAACAUAGUAAAUCCUUCUCAUCGACUCCAGUGGAUCUAGAUAUGGUAGGGUAUGCUAAUAAGCAAACCCCACAAAUUGUUGUUUCUAAGAAGGAUUUUGGUAUUAGUGAUGAUGAUAAUGAUAAUGAAAAUGAAAAUGAAAAUGAAAUUGAUACUACUACAUGUGAUGAUAAUGAUAACUAGGAUCCUAUUUAAUUAUUUAUUAGUAUAUAAUCGUAAAUAGCU